This is a messenger RNA of Scedosporium apiospermum, 1284 nucleotides long. RefSeq lists its product as uncharacterized. The transcript has 4 exons. Gene Ontology annotation, molecular function: nucleic acid binding; exonuclease activity. Bases 1 to 1284 code for a protein of 427 amino acids. NCBI's taxonomy places the organism in Eukaryota, Fungi, Ascomycota, Sordariomycetes, Microascales, Microascaceae. The record is from RefSeq and is a predicted model, not a curated record. Gene Ontology annotation, cellular component: nucleus. Gene Ontology annotation, biological process: rRNA processing; ribosomal large subunit assembly.
AUGGCUGCUAUAAUUCCCUUCACCGAGCGCUAUAUGCAACAGCUUACGGACCUCAUUCAUACGCAAGAUAUGCUUGAUCACAAUGGAUACAUUAGCAAGCCUUUAACUCUCGCCGAGGUCGAGAAUAAGAGGCGUUGUUCCCGGUGCUUUCGAUCUCUCCACAAAAGCAAUGGUAAGAGGAGGAGCAAUAACAAAGGCGGGAAGAAGGAGAAAAAGCAUGAGAUUCCAAACAAGAAGACCGAGCAGGCCGAAGUAUCGAGCAAGAAUGAAGCGUCUUCAGGAGGAGUCCUGCUUCGCCCUCCUACAACGUCUGGCGACACGGUCUCCGUAGCAGUCCAACUAGAUUCCACCAACGCCACGGCUUCACGCCCACCCAAGCAAAAAACAGUGGUCAUGGCAUGCCAUUUUCACGAUGGGCGAAUAAUCCGAGGCCUUUGGUCUUGCUGCAACGGCCACUCUCAGUUCUCGAAACCCUGCAAAUCUGCUGAAUUUCACCGGCCCACCGAUCACAAAAUCGAGUGGCUCAUCUCCCAAUGGCAAUAUCAUCCAACUCCAACGGUCGACCCGUGGCGUCUCCCCCAACCCCGCCGUGCUGUCGCUCUCGACUGUGAGAUGGGCGUCUCUAUCACAGGUGACUCGGAGCUCAUCAGCCUCGCCGUAGUCGAUUACUUCUCUGGCGCCGUCCUCAUCAACAAACUCGUCUUUCCCAAGGUGCGCAUGCUGCACUACAAUUCGCCCUUUUCUGGAAUCCGUUUCUCCGACCUCAACCGUGCAAGACGAGCGGGAAAGUGUUUCUGGGGUAGGGACGAUGCGAGGGCGGCCCUUUACUCAUUCAUCGGACCAGAGACGAUUAUUGUUGGCCAUGCGCUCCACCAGGACCUCACUUCGAUGAGGCUGAUUCACACAAAUGUGGUGGACACCUUGAUUCUGGAGCAGAGUAUAGUGGAGAGGUGCCGUAUCGACACCGUUAAUCUCGGUGGGCGAGAAAAAGAAGAAGUCGGAAACGAGGACGGUGGCGUGCCCGUCAACGGUGCGGAGCCUAAGUACAAGAAGCGCAAGUCGGGUAGUUUUACGCUAAAGGCGCUGGUUCAGGACAGGCUUGGUCGUGAAAUUCAGGUCGGCAGCCAUAAUGCCCUGGAGGACGCCAUUGCGACACGGGAUUUAUGCCACUGGUACAUGCUUAACGUGGUCGGAAGGUUGCUUCCGGUUGGUUCCAUAGAGGGCAACCCACAAUACGGAGAUGGGGUUAAGGGGUUGGUGGUGAACGAGGAAGAAACGACAUGA